CGGGCCGCCAACAGAACAAAUCUAUGGUAUAGUGUAUUGACUUUACGCCGACCAUGAAAACAGUAAACAUAACAAUAGCGAAAAUUGCUGAGUGAGCGCUUCUGAUAUGACCUAUAUUCAUGAGAGUUAUUUAAUUUUCGAAAUUUUAUACAUUAAAAGCUGACAAUCCAAGUGGGCUAAUCCGUAGCCGUGGUGUUUUUGGGUUGUCUCCUGUUACAAUAGAAAAGUAAUUAUUUCUGUGCAUAAAGUCUCUCAAUUUACAAGAUAGUUUUUUUAAAAACAGAUCACCGAUUUUUUGUCACUACUAUACCAACAGAACCACUCGUUUCUCUUGUUGGUUUAAGCCCAAGUGUGUAACAUAACGAAGGUAUGACCAAAUGUCUAAAGGUAGCAUUGUGGUUCAUUCGAGUCUGUUGACAAUUCUACGCCUAAUUAUGACAGGUGGAAAUAAUUUUUCACUAAAUUUUUAAGUGACACCUUUUUUUACGUAUAUUGCUUUUAUUUUAUUGACGUAAACUGGAAUUAUAUUCAGUUUUAAUAACUUUAUUGGCUGCUAUUACCUAUUAGUCUGUACAAUCACUAACAACAGGUCUCCUAGUUGAAAUGUUUUUUGUAUCACCUGUUUGUCUUCGUCGACAUGAUUAAUAACACAAAUACAACUUUAAAUUAUAAUUUCUUAAAGUUAAAUUUAGGAAGGGUGUUCGAUAUUGUUUCUUCCAUACACAUUUCCUGAUAUACAAGGAAGAAGGACCUCAGCUGUUUGUUGGCCCAUAAACUUCCCACUUUAUAUUGUAUAUAUAUAUAUUUAUAUAUAUAUUUAUAUAUAUACAAGGAAGAAAAACUUCCAAGUUCGCCAAAUUACUGCAAUACGAUUUAUUUACAUCUUAAAAAUUCAAUGUUUCGUAAAAAGAAAUACUGUUUAUUAUUAUUACUGACGAUAUUUGUUCUUUUGUACAUAAUUGUGACAACGGAUUUGUAUGAAUUACUUAUGGUGCCAAGAAUAUCGUCAGCAUCAGUUGAGAUUCUGUGCUAUGACGAGCCAACAGACUUGAACAACAGUGCCCUAUUGCUUUUGGACGAACGUCUUGUAGCCAAAAACAAUUCAAUUUUUUUUGUCGAGACUUCAUGCAACAACGGUAAUCUUUUGCUCAACCCAAGGCAGGCGUGUGCGUUGGAAUCCGCUGCCAAAUUGAACCCAGGACAUAUGGUUUAUUUAUUAGUCGCCUCACCAAUUAAAAAUAAUUUUUUCCAAGAGCACAUAAACCGUCUCAGUGUUUACAAAAAUAUAAAACUGAGACAUGUAGAUAUGAACACAUAUUUUGAUAAUACACCACUUAAAAAGUUCUAUAGAAAAAAGACUCUUAAGUCAAGUUUAUGGCCCCAGUCGCAUGCCAGUGACAUUUUGCGCUAUGCAACAUUAUGGAAAUUCGGAGGGAUUUAUUUGGACCUUGAUGUUGUUUUACUUAAACCUUUCAACAAUUUGAUCAACUUUGCUGGAGCGGAAAAUGACUAUGAUAUUGCAGCUGGCGUCCUCUCCUUCAGUUAUAAACAUGCUGUAGCUAAUAUGUCAAUUGAAGAUGUUAAAUAUAAUUUCAAAGGGUGGUUAUGGGGAAAUAAUGGCCCAGGUGUAAUUACCAGAUCUCUCCAGAAAUACUGUCAGGUUAAUGAGGUCUCUAAAAUGACAGUUGAACAAUGUAAUGGCUUCAGGAUUUUUCCACCUUCAGCCUUUUAUCCAAUACCUUGGAGGAAAUGGAAGGACUAUUUUACCAAAAAUGAAAGUGAAAUUGAACGAGUAAUGACUACAUUAAAUGACAGUAUAGCCAUCCAUGUUUGGAACUUCCACAGUAAGGCAUUGAAUAUCACUGUCGGGUCUAAACAACCUUAUGCUAUUCUUGCUUCUCGGUUCUGCCCCGAAGUUUACUCAUCUCUUAAUGAUAUUUUUUAACUACUAAACUACCAUUGUACAAUUAUUUUAUACAAAUGCCAACUUGUUAAAAACAGUGAAGAACUGGUAGUUUGAUCAUUCUGGUUGUCUAUUCUUUGGCUGUCAGUUAUGUUUCAAUUCAUGUAAGACAAAACCAAGCAAGAAUGUGCGGAUAAUACUGAUCAGAGAAUUAUCAAGCUAAAAAUUCUCACUAGUUGAUUUAUAUUUUUUAAUUAUUUUUUUUAUUUAUUUGUUUUUUGUAAUGUAUGAUCAAUGCAUUAAUAAGGUAAUAAAAGAAAAUAGGAUAGGAGGACAUGUAUAAUUUAAAUUAUAUCAUAUUCUUUUGAACAUGUAGAAUUUAUAAUUGACUGUGUAUAUAUGUCCAUAAAUAUGUACGUAUGUAAAUUAAAUUACUUCAACUGCAAUUCCUUUUUUAAAAACUUUAUUUGAAGUUAUAAGUACAAGUUUAACCUAAUUUAACAAUGUACUCUUGUCAAACGUAAGGAAAGGAAUCCACAGUUGAAGUUAUUUAACUGGUGCAGUCGGUAGGACAGCAAAGGAUUUCAAGGGAACAUUGAAGACCAUCUGUUUCUACAGUUAACUUGCCGAUCGAACAACAUAUGCAAUUGGAAAAGGACAUGGUACUGUAAGUCCAGAAAAAUUUAUUAUCUUUCGAUUUUUUAAAAUUUACACAAACAUUUACUUAAAACUUAAGUACAAAAUGUAUGUGUUUGUAAAACUGCGUAAAAUAAUAAAAAUAAUAUUAAUCGUAAUACUAACAAUAAUAUUAAUAAAAAUAAACAUCUAUAUAUAACAAGAAUAUAAUAAUAAUAAUAUUUUUUAAAAACUGUAAAUAAUACAAAAGGAAUAAAAUUUGUAAAAUGGCUUUGAAUAGGAUUCAAGAGCUAAAUUUUUGUUUGAAUAAAAUUCCUACUUUUGAUGGAAAUCCAAAAAACUUGAAUUUCGUUCACAACAGAAAUUCAAGUUGUUUUUGGUACACCGAACCCUGACAACCAAAUAUGAAAAAGCAGUUGCCUUUUUAGGAAUAAAAUCAAAAUUAAUAGGUAAGGCUAGGGAACAGCCAAAAAACCAAACUUUUACUGAAUAGUUUCAAACAGACAUCUAACUUGGAGCAUACAACCAUAUAUAUUACUCCCAAAUAACAAUUUAAAAGUCCUACCGACUGCGCAAGGUAAAUAAUUUCAACUGUGGAUUCCUUUCCUUGCGUUUAACAAGAGAACAUCGUUACAAGGUUAAUAGUACCUCUAACUUCAAAUAAUUAUUUAGCUUGUACAUAUGGUGUAGUAACAUUGACAAUUAGAAAAAUAGAAACCUCAUUUUUAAAUGUAUAUUAUUCAAAUACCAGGAGUUAUAUCAAUAGUCGCAGUUCAUAUUUUGUUAUGCUUAACUAAUUUAGCCGUGAAAAUAUGUUGACCUAAUAUAUUAGUGUAAAAGCCCAAACAUUUUUAUUGUGCACAUUUAAAUGUUAUAUAAUUUCAUAAUAAUAAACUAUUUUAUAUAAAAUA
Cimex lectularius (bed bug) is the source of this 3450-nucleotide messenger RNA. Its product is annotated as lactosylceramide 4-alpha-galactosyltransferase-like. Gene Ontology annotation, biological process: glycosphingolipid biosynthetic process. Bases 896 to 1945 code for a protein of 349 amino acids. The record is from RefSeq and is a predicted model, not a curated record. Gene Ontology annotation, molecular function: alpha-1,4-N-acetylgalactosaminyltransferase activity. NCBI's taxonomy places the organism in Eukaryota, Metazoa, Arthropoda, Insecta, Hemiptera, Cimicidae. The transcript is spliced from 3 exons.